AUGGGUAAUACGGGCUCUAAUGAGAGCGCUAUUUCGGAGGAGGUCCUCGACGAACGCGUCGAGCUGACGUAUCUUACAAUGACACGAAACAAGAAGAAGGUGAAGAAACACGUGUGCUUGAGUGUUGUGCAGAAAUUAAAGCUAAUCGAGAAAUUGGAACAAGGCAUCUCAAUUACGGAUAGAUCCAGUGGUAUUAAUGUACAACAGCUCCAGUUGAAAUCGGAGUUUAAUGCUCUUGUAACACGUAUGGGACUCAGUAUCAAGAGUACUGAUGUAUGGCUGGUGAAUUUUAAAAAGAGACAUGGCAUUAUAGUUUCUUUGAGCGAUGCAUCCUUUAGUGAACCUUUAGAAUCAGAAAAGAAAGAUAGUAACGAAGACAAAGUUAUUCCAGAAGAACCUAUAAAAGUUGAGAAUCUGCCUUCUUCGUCAUCUUCACCUCCAACUACUUCAACACAUCACAACAUUUUUAAAUUAAAUGCUUCUACAAUAAGGAAUAAAAAACAUUGGAGAAACGCAAAUUUAGAUAAAGCUCUGUAUAAGUGGUAUAGUCAACAGAGAACCAGCGGUGUUAAUGUACAACGUUGCCAGUUGAAAUCGGAGUUCAAUGCUCUUGUAACACGUAUGGGACUCAAUAUCAAGGGUACUAAACAGUGGCUGUAUCGUUUUAAAAAGAGACAUGGCAUUAUGUUUUCUUUGAGCGAGGAACCCUGUAGUGAACCUUCAGAGUCUGAAAAGAAAAACAGUAACGAAGACCAACUUAAUCUAGAAGCAUCUAUAAAAUUUAAAAUGGCACCAAACAAUAAGAAGGUGAAGAGAAAACGCGUGGAGUUGAGUGUGGCGCAGAAAUUAAAGCUAAUCGAGAAGUUGGAACAAGGCGUGAUCUCAGUGACGGAUGUUUGUAACAUGUACGGCAUGCACCCAAAUACUGUCUCGAAUAUCAGGAAAUCAAAGCCCAAAUUACAAAAGUUUUUUUUAACACACAAUAUUGAUAGCUCUAAAUUACAUGCUUCUACAAUAGGGAAUAAAAUACGCAUGAAUUUUGGGCCAAAAAAAAAUUUAGGUAAAGCUCUGUAUGGGUGGUAUAGUCAAAAAAGAUCCAGUGGUAUUAAUGUACAACAGCUCCAGUUGAGAUCGGAGUUUAAUGUUCUUGUAACACGUAUGAGACUCAAUAUCAAGGAAACUAAUCAGUGGGUGCAGCGUUUUAAAAAGAGACAUGGCAUUAUUAUUUCUUCGUGCGAGGAACCCUGUAGUGAACCUUCAGAGUCAGAAAAGAAAAAUGGUACCGAAGACCAAGUUCUUCCAGAAGAACCUAUAAAAGUUGAGAAUCUGCCUUCUUCGCCAUCUUCACCUCCAACUACUUCAACACCUACCAAAAAUUUCGGAGAAUCUUUUAAAAUGGCACCAAACAAUAAGAAGGUGAAAAGAAAACGCGUGGAGUUGAGUGUGGCGCAGAAAUUAAAGCUAAUCGAGAAGUUGGAACAAGGCGUGAUCUCAGUGACGGAUGUUUGUAACAUGUAUGGCAUGCACCGAAAUACUGUCUCGAAUAUCAGGAAAUCAAAGCCCAAAUUACAAAAGUUUUUUUUAACACACAAUAUUGAUAGCUCUAACUUUCAUGCUUCUACAGUAGGGAAUAAAAGACUCAUUGAUUUUGGGCCAUAUACAAAUUUAGAUACAGCUCUGUAUAAGUGGUAUAGUCAACAAAGAUCUAGUGGUAUUAAUGUACAACAGCACCAGUUGAGAUCGGAGUUUAGUGCUCUUGUAACACGUAUGGGAGUCAGUAUGAAACAUACUUAUCAGUGGCUGCACGAGUUUAAAAUGAGACAUGGCAUUAUGGUAUCUUUGCGCGAUGCACCCUGUAGUGAACCUUCAGAGUCAGAAAAGAAAAACAGUACCGAAGACAAAGUUAUUCCAGAAGAACUUAUAAAAGUUGAGAAUUUGCCUUCUCCGUCAUCUUCGCCUCCAACUACUUCUACUCAUCGCAACAUUUCUAAAUUAAAUGCUUCAACAAUAAGGAAUAAAAAACGCUUGCAACAUUCGAAAAACGCAAAUUUAGAUAAAGCUCUGUAUAAGUGGUAUAAUCAACAAAGAUCCAGUGGUAUUAAUGUACAACAGCUCCAGUUGAGAUCGGAGUUUAAUGCUCUUCUAACACGUAUGGGACUCAAUAUCAAGGAUACUACUCAGUGGCUGUAUCGUUUUAAAAAGAGACAUGGCAUUAUGGAUUCUUUGCGCGAGACACCCUGUAGUGAACCUUCAGAUGCAGAAAAGAAAAACAAUACCGAAGACAAAGUUAUUCCAGAAGAACCUAUAAAAGUUGAGAAUUUGCCUUCUUCGUCAUCUUCACCUCAAACUACCCCUACACCUACAAAAAAUUUCGGAGAAUCUAUAAAAGUUGAGAAUUCCUCUUCGGAAUCAUGUUCGUCUCCGACUGAUAUUUAUCAGAAUUACUUUAAAAUGGCACCAAACAAUAACAAGGUGAAGAGAAAACGCGUGUUCUUGAGUGUGGCGCAGAAAUUAAAGCUAAUCGAGAAGUUGGAACAAGGCGCCUCAGUUACGGAUGUUUGUAACAUGUAUGGCAUACACCCAAAUACUGUCUCGAAAAUCAGGAAAUCAAAGUCCAAAUUACAAAAUUUUUUUUUAACACACAAUAGUGAUAGCUCUAAAUUACAUGCUUCUACAGUAGGGAAUAAAAGACGCAUGGAAUUUAGGCCAUAUACAAAUUUAGAUAAAGCUCUGUAUAAGUGGUAUAGUCAACAAAGAGCCAGUGGUAUUAAUGUACAACAGCACCAGUUGAGAUCGGAGUUUAGUGCUCUUGUUACACGUAUGACAGGCCUGGGCAAUUUUCACUGCCCGCGGGCGCCCGUUUGCCCGCGGGCAAUAGCUGUGCGUGUCGGGCAAGAGUGGGGAGACAGUUUCGGCAAGAGUGGGGAGACAGUUUCUGAACCUUCAGAGUCAGAAAAGAAAGAUAGUACCGAAGACAAAGUUAUUCCAGAAGAACCUAUAAAAGUUGAGAAUUUGCCUUCUUCGUCAUCUUCAUCUCAAACUACCCCUACACCUACGAAAAAUUUCGGAGAAUCUGUAAAAGUUGAGAAUUCCUCUUCGACGGAAUCAUUAUUAAUUCUUAUUUCCUUCCUUAAACAAAAUUUUCAUUUUCGCUUUUCCGUGGAGCAAAUCAACCAAAUCUUUCCACAGAUUCGCUGCAGUCCAUUCCACGACGCGAUAUACUGCGUAUUCUCAUCAAGGCGGGACGGAUGUUUGAGCUUCGGGAACACCCUCGACCUCUGCUCGGUGUUCUCCGCGAAUUGUCCGCAGGACGUUCGAGCUGCCUGGGCUUUUGAAAUUUUCGAUUUCGACGGCGACAAUCAAGUCUCUCUGAGCGAUCUGAUCGAAACGGUGCGGAGGCUGGCGAGCAUGGAGGCUCGCGCGGGCAGGCCCGAAUCGAUCGGCAACGAGGACGUAGCGCGAGUAGUCGGUGUGCAUUCCUGCUGUGCGUCCUCGACGCAUCUACAAAGGACGGAAUCGGGAAGCGAUUAA
This is a messenger RNA of Vollenhovia emeryi, 3531 nucleotides long. RefSeq lists its product as uncharacterized. The record is from RefSeq and is a predicted model, not a curated record. Gene Ontology annotation, cellular component: nucleus. Lineage: Eukaryota; Metazoa; Arthropoda; Insecta; Hymenoptera; Formicidae. The coding region runs from base 1 to 3531 and encodes 1176 amino acids. Gene Ontology annotation, molecular function: DNA binding; calcium ion binding. The transcript has 10 exons.